Molecule: messenger RNA, 7866 nt
Organism: Engraulis encrasicolus (European anchovy)
Lineage: Eukaryota; Metazoa; Chordata; Actinopteri; Clupeiformes; Engraulidae
Gene: znf536
Product: zinc finger protein 536
Exons: 4
Coding region: 11-4723 (1570 amino acids)
Biological process (GO): regulation of DNA-templated transcription
Cellular component (GO): nucleus
Molecular function (GO): DNA-binding transcription factor activity, RNA polymerase II-specific; RNA polymerase II cis-regulatory region sequence-specific DNA binding
Source: RefSeq, a predicted model, not a curated record
UCUCGACAAGAUGGAGGACUCUAGUUUGUGCCUUGGCGUGUCCUCAGCGAUCUCGGACGCUGAGAGCCACCUCAGCAGUGCAGUGCUCAAUGGCCGCUACCCCAUCAGCCAGAAACUCCACCAGCUAACCGCUCAGCUGGGCCAUGCAUUCCCCGACCUCCCCAGUCGCCAGCAGAUCCCCGAAGAGAAAGCCGCCACCCCGUUGGACGAGAAGACCCACGCCGCCCUCGCCAGCCAGCCAAUCAGCAGUCAGAUGGCCUUGCUGGCCAAUCAACUGAACCGAGACAUGGAGACGGGUGCCCUGGGAGCCCUGAAUGGGCGCGUCGACCUGCAGCAGUUCCUGAACGGUCAGAACCUGGGCAUCAUGUCGAAGAUGAACGACAUUGAAGACGACGCGCGCAAGAAUCGCAAGUACCCGUGCCCGCUUUGCGGGAAGCGCUUCCGUUUCAACAGCAUCCUGUCCCUGCAUAUGAGGACCCACACUGGAGAGAAGCCCUUCAAGUGUCCCUACUGCGACCACCGGGCCGCCCAGAAGGGCAACCUGAAGAUUCACCUGCGCACCCACAAGCUGGGGAACCUGGGCAAGGGCCGCGGUCGCGUCCGCGAGGAGAACCGCUUGCUCCACGAGCUGGAGGAACGCGCCAUCCUGAGGGACAAGCAGAUGAGAAGCAGCCUCCUGCAGUCUCCACAGCAGACCAUUCCUCACCAGCCACACCUCGGCCCGCAGCAGCAGAGCCACAACCAGCAGCAGCCGGGCUCCGCCUGUGGUCUGCUCAGCCCCACCACCACCAGUCUGGGCGGCACGCCCGACAGCUCCUCCUCCCAGCUGUCCUCCUCCCCGAAGCCGGCCGGCGCCAACAGCCAACAGGACGACCAGGGACCCGGGCCCACCGGCUUCCGCUGCACCUUCUGCAAGGGCAAGUUCAAGAAGCGCGAGGAGCUGGACCGUCACAUACGCAUCCUGCACAAGCCCUACAAGUGCACCCUGUGCGAGUUUGCCGCCUCGCAGGAGGAGGACCUCAUCUCGCACGUGGAGAAGGCCCACAUCACCGCCGAGUCCGCCGCGGGCCAGGGCGACGGGGAGGGCCCCGCGAAGCCCGCCAACGAGUUCCGCUGCGAGGUGUGCAGCCAGGUCUUCAGCCAGGCCUGGUUCCUGAAGGGCCACAUGCGCAAGCACAAGGACUCGUUCGAGCACUGCUGCCAGAUCUGCGGACGCCGCUUCAAGGAGCCCUGGUUCCUCAAGAACCACAUGAAGGUGCACCUCAACAAGCUGGCCAUCAAGAGCAAGCCGCCCGCCUCCGACCACCAAGACAUGACCUCAGUCAGCAACACCAUGAGCAGCCUGGCUCAGGAGGCCCACGCCAAUCUGUACUCCCGCUACAUCUCCUGCCUGCAGGGUGGCUUCCUGUCGCCGGACAAGCAGGCGAGCCUGGCCGAACAGCACCAGAUGCUGACCAAGGCCGGCAUAGCCAUGAAGGAGAAGGAGAUGCUGGGCAAGCUGCUGGGACCGUCGGUGGCCGGCAUGAGCCACGCUCUGGGCGAGAACGAAAAGCGCUCCCUCCUGGGAUGCCUCAACCUGGUGCCGCCGCUCAAGUCCAGCUGCAUGGAACGCCUGCAGGCCGCCGCCAAGGUCGCGGAGAUGGAUCCGCUGAACAGCUACCAAGCCUGGCAGAUCAUGGCGCGGGGCAUGGCCAUGGACCGCUCCUUCAUGCCCAAGGAGCAGCACCACCACGGACACCACGGACCAGAGGAAGACAUGGCCAACGCAGCGGCGGCAGCUGGCUUGGUCAACUUCAACAAAGACAAGCAUGACUACCCUCCCAUCAGCUCGGCUGACAGCCUCAAGCAGAAGCAGCAUGCCGAGGCGAUGCACGGGCUCAAGACCAGCAUGGCUGGAGGCAUGAUGCCCUUGAAGGAGGAAGGUGGAGGAGGUUUCGACGGCGGGCACCGAGAGUUCCUGUCCCACCAUGGCGGUCUGGGCCUGGGCCAAGGCCUCGACUUUGGCCUCAGCAGUCUGAAGGAGAAGCCUUCCGAGUGCCCCGAUUGCGGCCGGGUCUUCAGGACCUACCAUCAGAUGGUGGUCCACUCCAGAGUGCACAAGGACCGCCGCGGGGCCGAAGAGAGUCUCCAGCAGCACAGCACCACCACCACCGGACUGGACGAGCGACGCGGCUCAGCCAGCGACCCGGAGUCCCAGUCCAUCAGCCGAUCGACCACCCCGGGUUCCUCCAACGUGACCGAGGAGAGCGGAGCCGGAGGAGGACACUCCCAGACCGGCAGCGUGCAAGACGACAGCCCCCAUCCUUCCUCUCCAUCCUCAGAUGUGGGAGAUGACCUGACCAAGAGCGUGGGGGCCAUCCAGCCGCCCGCCCCCCAGCACAGGGAGCGUGGCGUGGGCUCGGCCAUGAAGGACUGCCCCUACUGCGGCAAGAGCUUCCGCACCUCCCACCACCUGAAGGUCCAUCUAAGGAUACACACAGGUGAGAAACCAUACAGGUGCCCUCACUGUGACUACGCUGGCACCCAGUCCGCCUCCCUGAAGUACCACCUUGAGCGUCACCACCGCGAGCGCCAGAACGGCAACGGCCCCAAUGCCAACCACCCUCCGACCUCCUCCUCUUCCUCCUCCUCUUCCUCCUCCUCCGAGCACAAGGACGACCACGCAAAAAGUGGCAGCGGCGGCGGCAGCGGCGGUGCUGUCUUCGCCCGGCCCGAUGUCCUGCGCGGCGUCUUCAAAGGCAUGAUGCCCAGCAGCCUGGAUUUCCGAGGUGGCCAGCUGAUGCCACACCAGUGGGCCCCGCCGAGCAUGAUGUCCCCCAGGGAGAGGGAACGCGAGAGGGAACACAGGGAGAGAGAGCGCCACAGCCUGGGUGCGGGCGCGGGAGCUGACGGCCCCCAAUCAGACACGAUGAAGAGCUCAGAGCUCCUGCCGAACUCCGGAGACGGGCCCCCGGCAAGCUUUACCGACUUGGGCAGGGCCUACCAGAGCAUGGUGGGAAACGGCGUGAACUUCCAAGGGUCCCUGCAGGCCUUCAUGGACAGCUUUGUCCUGAGCUCCCUGAAGAAGGAGAAGGAGAUGCGGAUGGAGAGCCAGAUGCAAAACCCCCUCCAGCCGCCCCUUGCUCCUUCUCAGCAGCAGCACUACAACCUGGAGAGCGGCGAGCCCAAGGCCAAGAGAAGCAACACCGGUGGCGGCGAAGGUGUUACCAACAACGGCACCAGCAGCAACCCGGAGAAUGAGAAGCCGGCCUCCGGCGGCAAGCCCUCCUCCGAUGGCAAGUCCCAGUACGAGCCCCUGGAUCUCUCGGUCAGCGUCAGGCCCGAGACGGCCUCUCUGCCCGGCGCCUCCGUCACCAUCCAGGACAACGUGCCGUGGCACGGCUGCCUCUUCUGCUCCUACACCACCGCCUCCGUGGAGCUGAUGGCACUCCACCUGCAAGCCAACCACCUGGGCAAGGCCAAGCGAGGAGGAGGAGGAGGAGGAGGAGGAGGCCUCGAGGGCAACGAAGCGUCCCUGCUGGGCGACCAUGGCCUCGGCGGCGGCAAGGGCCCUCUGGUGCCCCCUCCUCCCCCGUCCCUGCUGCUGCACCACCAUGACGGCAUCUCCCGGGAGAGAGACGUGGACUCCGGCGACAUGAAGAGCCCCUGGUCCAACCACAUGGAGCCGCAGCAGCAGCAGCAGCAGCAGCCGUUGCACAAGACCUCCUUGGGAGACUUCCCCAGCGACUUCUACAAACCGUUUGGCCCCCUGUUCGACGGCUCCGCCCGGAGCUCCCAGGGCCCGCUGGGAUUCCUGGAUCACCACCAGCAGCAGCAGGCGCCUCAGCAGCAUGUGCAGGGUAUGGAAAUGGGCAGACCGGGUGUCGGCAGCAGCGGCGGCGGUGCCCUGGACGAUCUGUCAGACAAGGCCUCCUGUGGAGACAUGGAGGCUUCCAUGGAGGAGCGAGGAGGUCAGUCUGAGGGGGAGGAGCACAGCAGGGAGGAGGAGACCCAUCGUGGCACUCCUGGCUCCACCGGCAGUGCUCCCGCUGAGCGGCCAGCCGGCUUUAACCACCGCGAGGCCGUCGAUGGCGAAGAGGAGGAGGAGGAGGAUGACGAUGAUCGCGAGGCAGGCGACGGUGACCAGGAGGAGAUGGACAUGGGGAUGGGCAUGGGGAUGGAUGACGAUGACGACGAUGACUCCCUUCCCACGCAGGUGCCCCUGCGCAAUGAGUCUCCGCUAUCCUCCAUCAAGGACUCCCUCAGAUCCAAGAGCCUGGCCGGUUCCCAGGGUCUCCGCGGGGGGCCCUCACCCCCACAACCCCCAUCCCUAGACAACCAGUGGCACUCGCCUCCACAGCAGCAGCAGCAGCAGCAGCAGGCGGGAGGAAUGGGUCUCCUGUCCUCUCACGGUGGUGCUGGUGGACCUCCAGGCCUGUUGAAACCAGAGCAGGCCCACAUGGAGCAGCAGAUGAACAUGCUGUCCGUCCUGAGGGCCUACAGCUCCGACUCCAACCUGGGCGGCGCCAGAGGAGGAGCCUUCAACGGAGGCUUGGCCAGCAGUGGCGGCACCGGCGGCGGCAGCGGGCCCAACGCAGGUGGCAAGCGAGGGGACGCACCUGUUCAUCUGUGGGGCACAGAGGAGGAGGACGGUCCUGGGAGCGGAAGCUUCGGUCCAGCGCUGUCCCCCAAACUCAGCCUGGCCGACGCCGAGAUGCACGACGGGUCCCUCAACAGAGACUAACAGCCGUCCCGAGACACACGCUGGGGGGGCGGCCACAGUGACCAUGAUGAUGAUGAUGAUAAUGAAGAUGAUGAUGAAGAAGACGAUGAUGCCGGUGAUGACGAUAGGCCUAAUGACAAUGGUGGUUCGGAUAGAGGCGAAGACAAGACUUUGACUUCAAAACAGACUAUUUAAGAACAAACUAACACACACAGACAUACACACAUACGCACUCACACAACAUGGAUGGAUAGGUGGGCGGAUGGGUUGAACUGAAGCAGCCGUGACGUGGAGCUCCUCUGCAGGGCAAUGCAGAGAGGGCGAGGCCUGCUGACUAUUAGUGGACUGGACACUAUAAUAACAUAAAAACUGUGGGAAGACAAAAAAGACAAAAACAUAAAAAAAACAUAGACUGGCUUCACGGCGCAUUUGUUCAAUGUCUCUUGAAAUCUUUCUUGUAGCCAUAUGUUCUGUGCGGUCUCUGUUUUUUGGCUUUGCCAUUGUGGAAAAAGAGAGAAAAAGCAAAAAAAAAAAAAAAAAACACAAAACAAAACAAACAAACAAAAAUGCUUAAAAAUGACUACCUGCGUGUCCUAUGUCUAUGAGUGCAACACAUUCCUUUAUUCAAAGAUGGACGUUAAGGCAGAGCGGUUUGCUUUUAUUGCCGGAUAUGGAUCGGACCAGAGGGGGGGAGACUGGAGAGCUAGAGUAGGAGUCCUAGCAAGGCCUCCCAGGGACCUCAGCCUCUCCUCGACCUUCAGACUCGACCUUCAGACUCUCUCUGCCUCUGCCACUGGACUCCCCAUCUUCAAGGAGGCCAGAGACAUGAGACAUGACCUUGUCAACACUGCCUGUUUGACACACACACACACACACACACACGCACCUGUUACGCCGGGACGAUUCUGAUAUAGACACGGCUGUUUCCCUUGAGCGCCCACAGCACCCAUCUCCACAUACUGUAAACCCUCCCCAUCUCCAUCGCCAUCCCCUGCCCCCCACCCCUGUCUGUGGUGCAACCGACCUCCUCAGAGCACAGUCUCCACUAGUGGACCAAGCCCCUGCUUGACCUGGGAGACCAAGCACACAGCCCUAUGUGCUCCUAUUCUCCAGGGAGCCCUACCUGCCUCUCUCCCCUGCGGCAUCUCCUCUCAUCCCCCAACACCCUCCUAAGGGCGCCCCACUUCCAGGACACAUGCAGAACCCUCACUCUGACAAUCUGGUGCUUUGUAAGGGGGGCGGGUGGUGGUGGUGGUGGUGAUGGUGGUGGUGGUGGUGGAGGUGUGAUGACACAUAGGUGGAGAUGUUUUUAAAAUGGAGGCUGGAGUAACCAUGGUGAUAUAGAGUCCAUGGUAACGGAAGGGAAAGAAAAAAAGGCCUGUGUGUGGAAACAAAAAAAGAUUGUUGACAUAAUCUCUUUUCACCUUUCCUAAUUAGUGAGUGAUCUAUGUGCUCACACACAGACAUCAAAUGUGCAGUUAGGUGUAAAAUAAAAGCAGUUUAAGAGAAAAAAAGACAGAACUAUAAAAAGUCAGAUUGUAUUCCUUUAAGAGAAAGUACCAAUGUGACAAGAAUAUCUAGUUUACACCAGACUUGUGUUUCGAAUCAACACCGACUGACAUAUUUGAAGGAAAAUAAAUAAAUAAAGAACUAAAGACGAUAAAGAAUGCUAGACGAAACAUGAAAACCACCAUCUUAUUUUAUCUCUCCUGUAAAUGUCAAGGACGAUAGUGUUGACAAAAAAAACAUAGUGUUGAAGAAACAUUUGUAAUAUACUGCCACAGAUCAAUGUUGCAAAGUGUUACUGACUACUGAAAAUGGUUUGAUGUAUUUACUUAUUAAAAAGAAGAAAAAAACGCAGGAAACAAAUAUUGUCUAGCCUUAGAUACAGUCAUCAUCUGUUGUUGCAUCUACAAAGCUAGCUGUUUUAGAUGGUAGCUAUUAGAAUGGAUUUUUUUUUCAAGUACUGUACUUUUUGCCUUCUACAAUGUAAAGAAAAGAAGAAAAAAAGAAAAGAUUGACAAUCUUCUCAUAUUGCUGCAAGCAUAUGCCCAUACAGUAUAUACACAGUAAAUUCUGCAGUGCUCAUUUAACACUUAGAGAGUUGAUUUGACAUCAUUUGGACUCAAAUGAACUCUCUAAGUGUUGAAUUAACACCACUCCAUUUACUAUAUACAUAACUCUCAUACAAGCAUACAUAGAGGGGUUUUCUCUUUGUUUCCUCCAAAAGUAUUUUGCACUGUGAUAGUAAUUCUAAACUCAGUCUAUACAGUACAAAGUUAAAAACUAACUAAAAAUGACAAGUGUGUAUGUGUGUGUGUGUUUUUUUGUGUGUCCCUCGACAUUGUGAAAUGUUUUUUUUUUCCUUCUCCCCCUUGACCACCUCUGUUAUCUUUUGGACAAUGACAAUAUGUCUGUGUGAUCAGUCCACCUAUCUGAUCGACUCUCUUUUUGAUCGAUGAAAUAUCCACGUUUUAUGAGACGACGUUCUCCUCACGCGAAACAGCUCAUGCUACCAUGUACAGAACAGCCACAGUCAUCUGGUGAAAAGAAAAAAAGAAGAAGAAGUGUAGGCCAUGAGCAAUGAACCUGUACAAAAAACUUAGUGUUGGGUCUCCCAUUUCUGUAUUGCAAAUAAAAAAUAAAUAAACAUCUUUUUUUUUCUUUUAUGGCAUAGGCAUUCUUUAGUGUAAGACCUACGGCCCUUCCCAUUACCCCCCCCUCCCCUGGUUAUGAGAAACAGUAAAAGGUAUAAAAAGAUGAUGAUGAAGAAAAUCAAGAUGAUGAAGAUGACGUAGUGUGUUAUUGUAUACUUGGGUGCUGGGUGUAGUGACAGGUUGUUGGGACCCACUAGUGACUAGCCGAGACUGACCAAUCAGAUGCAUCUAUUCCCCUGGUCACAUGGCACAAGCUAGCUGUGUUCCCUCCCAAGCUAUCUCUCUGUCCCUUCCUUCCUUGCUCUAUCUAUUUCUCUCUGUCUAUUCUGACCUCUCCUCUUAACUCUCUCUCCCUUUCUCUCUAUCGCAUUCAUGAUCUCUCUUUCCCUCCGUUCUUCUGUGUAGUUUGCAGUACCCAGGACGAUGGGCCGAAGGUGUAUGCCUGGGUUUGACUAACCCAGCACAUGAGCAUUCCACUCCCCCCUCUCUCCCUCCUCCACCCCCGCC